UAGGUUAAAACAGCCCGCGAUGGCACCAUACCAGCCAGCCUGAACCAAAAGCCUCCCAACGGUGCUGUUGGGCCCCAGAUGACCUUGGAAAUGAAUCUGUGCUGGAAUGAGAUUAAGAAGAAAUCACACAGCCUUCGGGCUCGCCUUGAGGCCUUCUCAGAUCACAGCGGCAAGCUACAGAUUCCUUUGCAGGAGAUCAUUGACUGGCUUAGCCAAAAAGAUGAGGAAAUUUCUGCCCAGCUACCACUCCGUGGGGACGUUCUCCUGGUACAGCAGGAGAAAGAGAGGCAUACGAUGUCUCCCCAAGACACCGGAUCCAGAAUAUCAGCCGUUUUGUGUGGAAGCAGGCAACGGUGGCCAGCGAACUGUGGGAGAAGCUGACCGCCCGCUGUGUCGACCAGCACCGUCACAUUGAGAGGACCCUAGAGCAGCUGCUGGAGAUCAAGGCGACCAUGGAAGAACUUAGCACCACCCUCAACCAAGCUGAAAGUGUGCAAGAGACAUGGGAGCCCAUUGGAGACCUCUUCAUCGAUUCUUUGCCGGAGCACAUCCAGGCCACCAAGUUGUUCCAAGAGGAGCUCUCCCCCAUGAAAGACGGGGUGAAACUUGUGAACGACCUUGCACACCAGCUGGCUAUCUCCGACGUUCACCUGUCCAUGGAGAACUCCCGUGCUCUCGAACAGAUCAACACACGCUGGAAACAACUACAGGUCUCCAUCAAUGACCGUCUGAAGCACCUUCAAGAUGCUCACCGGGACUUUGGGCCAGGAUCUCAACACUUCCUCUCAA
Thamnophis sirtalis is the source of this 789-nucleotide messenger RNA. The record is from RefSeq and is a predicted model, not a curated record. NCBI's taxonomy places the organism in Eukaryota, Metazoa, Chordata, Lepidosauria, Squamata, Natricidae.